CCUGACCUUCCCAACCUCUUCCGGUUCCGUCAGUGAGCUCUGUCUGUACCCCUGCGAAGGAGAAACAGAAUCAGACUACCUUCAAUACGGAAGGAGAACUGUUUCGCACAAAAGAUUUGUUCCGAAACCAUGCCCGCGACACUCGUUCGCCAGGGAGGCGUGUUCCUCCAGCAUCUUAACAUCAGCGAUGCUUUCUCACGUCCCGUCCGUCAGAUGAUCUCUCACGCCCAUGUUCAACGUCUUUCGAUGUUGUCCCGUGGUCGGCUCGUCGGUCCAAUUACGGCACGCGCCCCUCUUCUGUCCCGAAGCUUAACGAACACAUACGCGACUGCAGCCCAGGCCAAAUCUUCAGAGCCCAAGGCGGCCAAAUCGAUCCCCAAGAUCCGAAAGGUGCAAGCGACCAAGACUAAGGAGACCGCCGAGGUGAAGAAGACGAAGGGGACAGGAAAGACGCAGAAGGCUACGAAGAAGGAGCCGAAGCCGCGACGGGAGAAAGCUCUGACUCCCGAACAGGAAGAGAAGCUGAGUCUGCGCGAGAAGAAGAGGCAGAUCAGAGAAUGCAAGGCCCUAUGUCUCUCCCCGCCUCGGUUGCAUCCCACGGCGCCGUUUGCUGUGGCUCGCCAAGAGGCCGGGAAAUUACUUGCCAAGGAGGGAUUACAUGUGAAGGGCGUAUAUAUGAUCCACAAACUCCAAGAGCACAUUCAGAACCUGCGAUCUGAGCAGGCGGAGGAAUACGAACGCAUUGCGGAGGAGAACAAGAAAUUGAACGAGCAAAUCAUGGCUGAUUGGAUCAAGACCUACACUCCUGCUCAAAUCCGCGAUGCUAACAUUGCCCGGCGCAAGCUUGUCAAACUUACCGGCAAACGGCAAUCGAGACUUACCCUGAUCGACGACCCUCGCCUGGUUGCCCGCCCUGUACCUUCUUAUGCCCACUUCACCAAGACUCAAUACCUGGAAGAUCCUAGCCUCGCCAAUCUUCCCUUGCUUGAGCGGAGUCACCGUAUCAGUGCCUUGUGGAAGGCCUUGUCGCCGGAGGAGAAAAAGGCUUACGACCAGGCUUACCGAGAGGACAAAGAGCGUUACCUUCGCGAGUAUAAGGAGGUCUAUGGCGACGAGCCUUUGAAACUUCCCAGGGCGCGACGCGAGUAAGGAUAGGGACCAGGAGCCCAUUAUACGACCAUCCUCACACCAUGACACUGGAAACCUGCGCUGAUCGUUCUGUUGAGCAAUGAAAUGCAACUUAUUUUAAUAUGGGGACUUCUAAUGGAUUAUUAGGCUCGGAGGAUCUGGGGACAUUGUGUAAACAAACAAUUGUCUUUUUCUCUCUUCUGUGCUGUCUUCUAGUAUCGGUUCCGCAGCUGUCCUGUCUUGUGUUUGUCCAAGUUCAUUUGGGGAGGGUAAGUCACCAUCUGUAAUAUACCAAAGAAAAACCAAACCAAACAGAAUGAAUGAUUUCGG
This is a messenger RNA of Aspergillus japonicus CBS 114.51, 1458 nucleotides long. RefSeq lists its product as uncharacterized. The transcript has 4 exons. The coding region runs from base 130 to 1149 and encodes 339 amino acids. Lineage: Eukaryota; Fungi; Ascomycota; Eurotiomycetes; Eurotiales; Aspergillaceae. The record is from RefSeq and is a predicted model, not a curated record.